GUCCAGGACGAUGCAUCAGCCCCACGCGAGCCACAGCAGCGAGAAGCGGGUGCAGCAUGCGCUGUCCAGGUGCUUGCAGGGCCUGCACGACCCGCAGAGGGCAUUCCGUGCCACCUUGGGCACAAACCGAUUUUGCUUGGAUGAGCUCGUGAGCAGGGAUGAGGCAAAUCAUCCUGUUCUGCUGCAAUGUAUUCUGGAUCGGGUUAACGAGGUGGAGAAAAACUGCGACUACGAACAAUUUGCUCCGCUGGCCAUUUUGUUCCACGCGGCCGUGAUUCAAGCCUCCCACUUACCCAAAAGCGUCAAUCUGUUGCACCAGUUCCGUCCCGUGCUCCGCCGCAUUCUGUCCUGGCCGGUGCCGCACUGCUCCAUGGCCCAGGACCUGCUCUCCGUCCUCGAUACGGAGCUCCGUGCUCCAGGGAUUUCCUACCAGCGCCUCAUCAGGAGUGAACACAACCUUAAGACGAAGAGUUUCCCGGCGAAAACCAAAACAAUCUUCCUGCUGGACCCGGCAGAGAUCCCUGCGGAGUUCAUCGCCACGGUGGAGCAGGCCGUGCGGGCGCCUGUGCCCACCGACCACCGCACGGCGCUCAUCCGGCGCGCACUGCAGGCCACGGCCGCCGUGCCCGCCGAGGGCGUGGGGGAGGCCCUCAGGACCAUGGGGGAGAAGGAACUGCAGCGGUUGUUUGAGCAGAGCGUGGAGAUGAUGGAGGAGGCGGCAAGGAGAGAGAGCCAGGAGCAAGCCAGAGCCUUCCUCCUGGACGCCACCGCCGCUCUGCAGCAGCAGAUUGUCGACGUCGCCAGGACGUCCGGUGACGACCCCGCUCGCGCUGCCUAUGACGGCGUGGGCUCUGAGCGAGGAGGGGUGGAGGUGACGUGCGAGGGAGACUGCACGGCUGCGUGCCUCGCUCACGUCUGGGACAAAGACAACCUCAAUUUCCUCUACCAGAUGCUGCCAGCGGAACACGUCCCCAGCGCGGACCCAAUGCCCGGCGGAGAGGGCUCCCUGACCGCCGCCCCCUCACCGCGGGACUCGCUCCUCUCGGACACGUCCUCCUACGCCGAGGACGACAACUUCGCCAACCUGCUGUCCUGCAGCAGCGACAGCGGCUACCUGGAGGAUGAUCCCGCCGCGGCGCUGCAGGCCGCGCUGGAAGCGGACGUCGGGUCCGGGACGCGCCGGGCAUGCCACGGCGUGCCCUGGCAAAGCUCGGCGCAGGACCCCGCGGGGGGCCGGGAGAAUUUACGGGCGGACUUCGCGACGAUGACGCGGGCGGAGGAGCAGCCCCCGCCGUACGAGGAGCUGCUGCCGCUGGCCCUGAACGGAUCUCGGGAUGCGCGGUUGCGCAAGAGCUGCACGCUGCCAAGCAAGCUGGCAAACAGUCGGGAGCGCACGGGUUCCCUGCCCAUCAUCUCGGGGCCCUUUCUCGGCGAGUCCAAGCCCGCGCAGAGGACCCUGUCGCACAAGAUCUCUCACCGGCUGGGCCUGCUCCGGGACCGCUUGUGCCGAGCGCCCGGCGCCUCCGGCCAGCCGGGCAAAGCCGAUUCGCAGUUCGGCUUCAUUGAGCGGCCAGACGUGGGCGCCGUGGCCAAGCUGCAGCUGCGCGAGGCGGCAGCGCAGUGGCGGCGACGCGUCGCGUUCGAGGCGCAGGGCACUCGGCGUCGCCACUGCAACAUCAUGCGGCUCGUGGCGUUCGGCGAGGACCACAUCCUCGGAAAGCUGGCGCGUGCCUACAACCGCCUCUGGAUGCAGGAACUGUGGAACCCACAGCUGUUCCGCCACUACCGGCUGGAGAUAUUUUACAUUCCACUGGCACAGAGGCUAUCUUCCUCGGAAGCAAACUGCAAUUCCAACUCUCCUCGGAACAGCUUCCAGACGACGGAAAACGACUUGUUGAAAUCGGAUGUCCUGAUGAACAUUGGGAACUACCUCGGUUCUGUGGAUCCGUGGUACGACCGCAACGUGCUGUCCCUCUACGACAUGCUGCCCACGCUGCUGCCAAAGUCGAGCUCCAAGGAUGAGGUGAUCAACUCCCAGAAGGAAGUCAGCAUGCUCAUGGACAUGAUCCUCUACUACUGCCAGCAUGCGGCGCAUCCUCACCCCAUCCCUCUCUACGAGAUCGAGAUCACCCUGGCUUCUGGAGACGUCAAGAAAGAGGUAUUCAUUUGCCAAUUGGAGCUGGGAUUCCUGGCGGAUCGCAGGGCCAUCUUGGCAGCAGGGUCGGCGCAGAAGCGAUUUGGGAUCGAAGGUGACAGAGAAGCUGUCCCCGUCCACCUGCAAAUCGCCUACUGCAAGACGAGUCUGAGCAAGCGUAUUCAUUGGCACACCAUGGAGAAGACCUGCACCUCGGCCAGGAUCAUACAAAAUGCCGACAGAGACGCUGGCAUGGGCACACUCAACCUCACUUUGCUGGAAGUCGUACGGAGGUCACAAGGAUCCAAGGGAAAAUCCGCUUACAACCAGCAACUAAAUGCUUUGGAAGUGAGGGUGGACAAGGUACAGCUGACGGCAGCAGGGGGCUCCAACUUCUCCUUGUGCAUUGACCGUGAUGACAAAAAGGUGUUCCGCAACAUCACAAGGUGCGAAGUCAGACCCUGCUGCCAAGUCAACGCCCCGGCCCACGGUACCCUGGCCGGUGUCUCCCAUCUGGCACGACCGACUCAGCCACCCAAUUGCGAGCCCUUCUGUCUGCCCAUAUCUCUCUUCUGCAGCCCGGCUCUGUAGCCCUGCUCAGCCUCGGGCGUUCAGGCCGGCAGGGACAGGAAGUGCCAUGGCGGCACGGUUUUGAUCGGAGACAUUACAACAGAGGAUGAAGAGUGUAAUUUGGUUGUUAUGCGCGCAUUUUUUUGCUCGGUUAACACGUCACGCGCGUGAACGUGUGAAGGGCCUCGUGUGCCUGCACAUCCCUGUGUUCGUCAGCUGCUGGACGAGAGGCUCUCCACUCCGAGUGGCCCAUGGGGAUUUUUUUUCUUACCAUACUUCGCCAUACUCGUGGCCAAAGGCAGGGAGCGUAGAAAGUAUGGUACAACAACAAAACAUUAUUUUUUUGCACAGGCAUAUGCCACCCACAACAUAGCCCCCGCAGCCUGCAGUGACUGUUACAAACGGUGGUCGGCCGUCCGAGCUUGAUUUUGGCUCAAAGCAGCUUAGCUUCUGGGAUCUUGAUGAUAUCGAUGCAUCGCAUUUGAUAUGGUAAAAUGCAAAAAAACAUGCAGUAUUAUGUUGUAUGUCGACAAAAAGUAGGAAUUAAAUUCCAGAAUAUGCCAGCCUCGGCCUUUAAUUGCAAUACCAAUUAAAUAUACCUCUAAAAACUGAAUUGUAUAAAGAUGGGUAGCACACGAGCUUAUUAAUACCAGUGAUUACAAUAAUGUAGACUCUCAAUGGGUCCUCACCUGAUUUAUUUAUAUUAAAAAGGGGCACUUAAAUGACAUCGGGUUUUCCCCACUUGCUCGCUCAGUUGGCACAAGCGGCUGCAGAAGGCAAGCUGGCGAUGUACAGGGUGCUUCAAAAAAACGUUAACACUCCGGAGAAUUUACAACAACACCAGAAGAAAUGUGCCGCCUCCGGGCUCUGGAGUCCAGCUGGAGAAGAUUCCAGGCCACGUGUUGACAAUGAUGGCGAACAAGUGGAGACUUUUCUUUUUUACUUUUUGAAGCUAUUAACAUACAUUUGUUAUCACGUUACAGUGUAUCAUCCGUUCUUUUUCCAUUCGAAGCGAUAGUCCCAUGUAAGUGUUUAAUACAUUUUGAAGCAACCUCUAUUUUGUUGUUUUGAACGGGGCGUGUUGAACAAAGUCCGAGGUGAGAACGUUUCCGCUACUGAAGCGAGCGAAAGCACGUAGAUUGUUUUAUUCGCGGACACAAUGCGCAAUAAUGUCUUGCAUUGCAAGUCUGUUUUAUAAAAUUACAACCAAUUUAGUUGUGAAUGGGGCAUUUCCAUCAGAAGUUCAAGGCUCAAAUUCGAAUAGCCAUACUCCCCGUACAGAGGAAAUUACUUUGACUUUUAUUUGCCCUUAAAUCCUAUCGGAGCACUGUUACGCGAUUGAUAAAUGUUUGCAGUGAAGUGACAUGUAUAGUGCAUGCAACUAAAUCAUGAGGUUACGGUUUACUAAAUGGGAACCAACGUCGUUCUGCAGAGAGGUUGCUUCAGUAAGUCUCUGAAAGUGAAUGUCAAUUCCUCUCCUUUCUCUCUGCACUGUAAGAAAGAAGAAAAAUACUCAAAGAAAUGUUCCUUAAUAUUGUAUUCACAUGCCGUUCCAUUUAAAUAUAAUUUAAUUCUAAUUUUUGUAUCAUUUACUUAGUUGUCCAGGAAAGUCACACUGAGUUGUAUUUUAAGAUGUUUUCAGCCAAUGAUUGAGUGUUUAUUAUACACGUGGGAGGAAAUUGAAGCAUCUGGAGAAACCCACGCAUGCGAGGGGGCAACGUUCUAUCCCCGCACAGAUGCAAACAGAUGGUGAUUAGUCCACUUUGUGUACUGCCUUCUCCUGGUGAGCCAGGGUAUGGCACCUCUUUGAUGUCCACGGGAAGAUAGUAUCACAACAUUUGUGCAAUCCACCAACCUUCCCUCACUGCCUCCACAAGUGCUGGGUUACAGACCAUAUGGAUAGCCACUACCGCAUCAUGAGAUACAGUUUUUGCACGCAGACACUUUAUAAAUCCAAAUCGUGCUGUAUAAUUGCACAUCCUCAGCCAUUUCUUAUAGUAGCCACUGCUAAAUCGAAGGGUCCUCAUGUUAUCGUGCCAUCGCCCACUCACUUGUGCAGUUACGUAUAGCUCAUCCUUUUAUCCUCAUCUUCAUUUCAUAUGUAUACGCACACUCUGCAAACAUGCAGUCUAGUAAGGCAUUGCAUACUGCAGUAUACAGUAUUACAGUGUAUAGAUUUGACUAUAGCAGCAUGGGUCAAAUCCCCAAUGCUUCACCCGUGAUUGGUAUCGCACUACUUAAUUGCAACUUUCCGUUGCACAGGCUGUAGAAGAAAUUCUCGUCAGCAAACCAGCUUCGCCGCCACCGAGUGGUUUGCGCUGGAGGCAAAAUUGACGGUUAAAUAAUUUAACCACCGUAGUCGCCUACAUCCCACAGUUUUCGCACCUAGCCUGGCGUUUUACUGAGCCUGAUGAGUGGGUGGCAGCCUCAUUCUCUCCCCUUGAACGCAGAGAGAGUCAUUGGGGGGGAGGCGGUGACGCAGCCCGAUGGUACCGCGCCCGUCUCUCGUUGCAGAGGUAUUCCACGGUUUGAUUUCGGCGGCCACCCUAAUUAUUGACUGCGUUGUGUCUUUACGACAUUAAAUAUAUAUCACGUGCCAUCUGCUUCAAGAGUAAGGCCAUCGUGUGUCGACGUCACGGUUCAGAUUCGCCCAGUCCCCGCAAAAUUACUCACUUGGGAAUGUAUGCACGUCAAUCAUCGUCCCACUACUGCGGACAUUUCGCAGGGCCCUCCGGAAAAAGUCAGACUCUGUCAAACUUUCCUGAGUGAAUUAAAUGUCCGACAUGAUUUUGACACGGAAAUUAGCCAGUUGUUGGGCGCGUUGUCCCGCGUUUCACUGCAUUGUGCUUGUGGCGAAUUCAGUUUAUGCAAGGUAGCUCCCACCAGUGUUCCAGCGCAUUGGGAGCGAAAUGUCGGACAAUCCUGCCAAUGAACUACCUGCCGCACAACCUAAAAUUCAGAUCGGAGACUGCAAAUAUCACCCUUGGGAUGCUGUAUACGUGGCAAUGAACCACGUGGGCAAGCGCACUUUGACAUCUGUAGCAAUAUGCCACUUUGAAGUAGAGUCUUGGAGAUUCGUAUUUAGUGCGGUCAAUGCAGAGGCCCCCGUUGCUAGCAAUUAACGGUACAAUUCUCAAUAUACUGAUGCGUUUAAGAAUUAGACAAUACCACGUAUACUGUAAUGUUCUCAAACGCAGAUCGGGUUUACUUGUACAUGUGUAUUAUUAGUUAAUAAAAUCGCAUACUCUCACAAGCCUGAAAUAACAAUGAAGACACGUGCUGACAAUUUGUAUUUAUAUUUUUUAAACUUUUAUUUCGGUCUUGUUAAUUUUGGUUUCGUAUUUAAACUUUGCACAAGUCUUUUACGGUUGGCUGUGUACGGUGCGAAAGAAGUUCAACAUACAUAGAUACAUUACUUCAUCGUAAUAUAUUUUUGUUACAUUUUGUAGCGUUAAUGGUUUUUGAUAAGAUCUGCACUGAGAUAUAUGUUUUACUGUACUUUGGUUGUAUCCCAGGUCUCCCUUGCAAGACAUUUUUCCUUGCAAUGGGAUCUCACCUUGUUCUAAAGUUAAUAUAUAUAAUAUACUUGUGCGUGUAUAUAUUGCUCGUGUUUAAAAUGUUAAUUAAUUUAAAUAAAGGUGUAAGUAACCCAGAAACCUUGAACGUCUGUUAUUUUUACGAACGCAUGUGUCGGUUUAGCACGUAGGGCUUUAACACCGAAACAGGAGGAUUUCUCCACAACCCUGGCUCUCGCCUGAUGAUGGCAGUUGCAAUUGCUGGCGUCACGUCGUACUCGGAUUGUAAAUGUUGUGGGUUCACUCUCCAACACAUCGGUGUUCUG
This is a messenger RNA of Petromyzon marinus (sea lamprey), 6545 nucleotides long. RefSeq names its product phosphoinositide 3-kinase regulatory subunit 5-like. Lineage: Eukaryota; Metazoa; Chordata; Hyperoartia; Petromyzontiformes; Petromyzontidae. Gene Ontology annotation, molecular function: 1-phosphatidylinositol-3-kinase regulator activity. Gene Ontology annotation, biological process: G protein-coupled receptor signaling pathway; positive regulation of MAP kinase activity. The record is from RefSeq and is a predicted model, not a curated record. Gene Ontology annotation, cellular component: phosphatidylinositol 3-kinase complex, class IB.